Molecule: messenger RNA, 386 nt
Organism: Vicia villosa (hairy vetch)
Lineage: Eukaryota; Viridiplantae; Streptophyta; Magnoliopsida; Fabales; Fabaceae
Product: protein GLUTAMINE DUMPER 5-like
Exons: 1
Coding region: 54-347 (97 amino acids)
Biological process (GO): regulation of amino acid export
Source: RefSeq, a predicted model, not a curated record
UUACUAGAGGAAAACAUAUUGUUUCUUUUUUUCAAAGUUUAAGUAAUUGAAAUAUGGAUGUAGCAGCUGGUGGCGGUUUCAAAACCGCUACGUCUCCUGUUCCAUAUCUCUUUGGUGGCAUAGCUUUCAUGCUUGCAAUUGCAACAUUUGCAUUAGUUAUUCUAGCUUGUUCUAGUCAAGAAAAUUCAUCAAAUACCCCUUCAACAAAUGAAGAGAAAUCUAUGAAGAAUGUGGAAAUGGUGGUGGAUUUAGAGCCUAAGAUUGUUGUCAUUAUGGCUGGAGAUAGUAACCCUACAUACUUGGCUAAACCUGUUUCAUCAACAUGCCAUAAUGAAGAAAUGGUUUAGAAGAAAGCAUCUUUUAAAAUUGUGAUUGUAUAAGAUGUG